AUGGCAUUGUCAAGAUAUUACAUCCAGAAGGCGAACAAAGCAGGACAGAAGACACCGUCGUUUCGCCAAGCCUCGGAGUUCGACUUCUUUCGUGGACAAAGUGGGUCCCUCUUCCGUCCAGACAUCUUUGACGAUGGCACCUUGUCAGAGCAGCCCUUCAAAAAGGUCAAGGCGUUCACGGACGUCGGUAACAUCGAGUCCAUGUCCAAAGAGAGGUGGGGUGCUGCAAAAUGGGUGAAAGGCCAGGCAAGGAUCUAUUGCGUCAACGACUUUGAUGCCAAGGCAGAGCCCACGAACAAUCAACCUCUGCUUGAUCGGGAUGACGGCAUACCCAGCUUCAUUUCUCACGCAGACUUCAUGGCAAUGCUGGAGCCGGCAUGGUACUCUAAGGAAAUCACCGAGGCCAACGUGAUGGCAGUACUUAAGCGCACCCACCUGUUCGUGAACACCAACACCUCUCUCUAUGUCCGUCCUGCCAGUGAGAAGCAAGACUGGGUGGCCAAAGCUAUGGCUGGUCAAGCCAAUCUUCCAUACCGUCCUACCAUCAUCAAUCGAGGACUUCAGGAACAUCUGGUUCGCAAUCUUCGCAUGGUUUCAGCGUCUGACCCGGCAACUACCUUCGCCAAAAAAGCAAAGAAGGCUAUGGAUGAACUUCAAGGAGAAACCGUGGACCUCAGCAGCCCACCGUCAACACCGCUUCGCACCGUCAAGAAAGAGCCCGCAUUCUUUCGCAAGCUCUCCACAGUGAUGGGUUCUAUCAAUCUGUCUAGUCCCAGCCCGGCCAAAUCCAAUGACAUUCCACCCGAGCAGACAACGUCUCAGGAUGAUCUGGAAAAGGACUUGGAGCAGAUGAUGCACGACACAGAGGCCACAAAAGAUGCUGCGGAGCACGGCUCGGACAACCAUGACCUUGAGGAGGCGUCUGAGUUUGAGCAUGACCCGACAAGCAAUGAUGGGGACGAGGACCGCAUGGAUAUCGAGGUAGAUAAUCUUGCACACGACAUCCGUUUUGAUCGCGCGGAGCGGAAAUGCACAGCUGGAUGCAAGGUGCGGUCCGUCAUCAAGAAGCCCUCUGGCAAGACCAAGCCCAUGAAGAAUUACCAUCCGGUCCCUUACGUUCGUCACGGAGAAGGCACCAACAAGAAUCGUACCGAGAGGANNCCACAUUGUGGUCUCGGCAAGCUUGGGAAGCUCAUCCGUCACACUUCGCGUGACGCUUUGGCAUACCGCUGUGGAGCUAAGAAAUGCCACAAGUUCGUACAGGCCCACGAUUUCCAUCCCAUCUUCUUUGGCGGCUCCGGUAACAGCCACACACCUUUGAAUGUUCAGGUUUGUGCUCUCUACUCCGCAGUUGCUGGAGCAUCCGCUGUCACUACACACCUCAUCUUGGACGUGGACCACAAGCCCAUCGAACGCAUCUUCACGAAUUUGGAGCUUGCCAGGACCAGAUUCGUAGAGCACAAGGAAAAGUCCAUAACCUUCGGGGCUCCAUCUGGUACAAUCUGGAAGGAUGUCGAGGCAGACGAGGUUGAUCUUGGCAAGGCUCUCCUCGAGGACCCUGACAUUGAGGGCCAGAAGAUGAAAUGGGAACAGUGGUGCGGCAUAGUCGAACGGGGCAGGCCAUCCUCGCUACGAUUGUUUCGUUUGAAUCCUCCUGCCACCAAGCAGAAUGCUCCUGGUCCUGGUCCUAUCCGCAGAACAGAGUGGAGCAAGAUCGGGAAGCCUCUUCUCCAGCAUCGCAAAGUGGUGUUGCAUACUGAUGGAGCCCGUGCGUACAAACUUCGAUUACCAGGCAUGCUGCACUGCAAUGUGGUCCACAAGAAAAAGCAAGUCAUCAUCAACAAGAAAGCGGUGUGGAUAAAGCCUCAUUACACCAAAGAGUACAACCUCACACUUCCUGAUGGAGGCAAGCUUCGCGUGAAAGCAGGGACGCAAAUAAUCGACAGGUUUUGGGGCCACGUCCGAAAAAUUCGAUCUGCCCAAUUUACGUACUGGCACAAGGGCCAGAACGCCUGGAAAGCUACGGCUUCCAUGUUGAAAGAACUGUACAAACUGUAG
Messenger RNA from Symbiodinium necroappetens, 2058 nucleotides. NCBI's taxonomy places the organism in Eukaryota, Dinophyceae, Suessiales, Symbiodiniaceae. The record is from the annotation of a GenBank genome assembly.